Molecule: messenger RNA, 2382 nt
Organism: Penicillium maclennaniae
Lineage: Eukaryota; Fungi; Ascomycota; Eurotiomycetes; Eurotiales; Aspergillaceae
Product: MHYT domain-containing protein
Exons: 4
Coding region: 1-2382 (793 amino acids)
Source: RefSeq, a predicted model, not a curated record
AUGACCAGUGCAGGCGCUCAAGAUGAAACACCCGCCCAUAUCUCAUACCUGGCCGGGUACAUCUUCCUCUCGUAUGUGAUCAGCUCCAUGGGAUGUGCAACUACCCUUGAGCUUCUGCAUCGCAGAACAUCCAGAUCUGGUUUCUACAAUUGGUAUCUGCUCCUCACUUCCUCCAUCACCAUGGGCGGUAUCGGGAUUUGGUGCAUGCAUUUCAUCGGCAAUCGUGCGAUUGUCCUCGGCGAUGGAGCACAGAACAUCCAAAUUUUCUAUAAUGUUGCUUUUACCGGAACCUCCUUUGUACUCCCCGUCGUCGUUCUUCUUGCCGCCUUCUACUCCGUCGGGGUUGAAGAGAAAGCGAGUUACGUUCGUAUCCUGCUCGGAGGUUUUCUCACAGGAAGCUCUGUCUGUGGCAUGCACUAUGUCGGCCAACUCGGUAUUUCAAACUAUAGAUGCGCCUAUAAUGUCGCCAACGUUGUCGGAUCCGCAGCUAUCGCUAUUUUCUCGAGUAUCGCUGCGCUUGGAAUUUUCUUCCGAUGGAGAGCGUCAUGGACUGAUAGUUGGUGGAGACGUGGUAUCUGUGCCUGUUUACUUGCUGCUGCUGUCUCGGGCAUGCACUGGACUGCAGCCGUCGGUACGAGCUACAGAGAACGCGAAACGUCCAUCCAGCAGGGAUCUCAAUUGUCGCGAAGCCAGACUGUCAUUGUCUGUGCUGUACUAGCCUGCGUCUCGUGUCUGAUUCUGUCCGCCUGUGCCAUUGUGGCCGGUGGGAACCGACGACGAUCGACUACUCGCGCGCACCAGCUUGUGCUCGCGUGUGCUUACUUUGAUCCUGCUGGACGUGUUAUGGUCACCCCGCAAGCGCUUCUGCCGCUUCGGAAGGUCGUCGAUCACUACAUUGGACGGACCUUUAAAGAUGACGAUCUGACCCGCACUCACCCGACCUUCCUCUGGGCCUUCAGAGCAAGCCGAAACUGGCCCGUUGUGAAAGAUCUUAUUCCCUUCAUGCGAAACCGUCUGGACUCCGAACAGCGCGCUAUUCGAAGACACGUCAUUACUCGCGGGGUUGUUAUGGACAAGGAUACCGAGCUGCAGACCGAUUUCGAUACCCUGUUCAAGCAGCUCUUCUGUGUGACAGCUCAGGAGAUUUCCGACGACCUUCGCCAGCCCCUACAAGAUCUGGGAACCUUAUACGACGACGUCCUCUCAACAGCGAUUCCUCUCUCACGACUUUCUCGAGCUAUGGGUCGUUCAUCGCUGCGUACAGGCAAGGGUCAGCUUAUGUUUAGUGUUAAACAGCUACAGAAGCAUGAAGCAACUCGCUUUGCCUCGAUUGGAUUCCGUUUUGCGACCAUCGAGCAUAUCACAUCGACCCUCUCCCGCCGUAUCCAUGUCCCAGAGCCGACUCUCAUUGAGCGCCUGCGGGAUAUGCGCGACUACGCAUCCUCCAACCGUACUUUCGGGGAGGGUGUUCACCUUAUCUCGUUCGUGAUGCGUCCCACCGUCGCCGACCAUUUCGAAAUUCUCACCACCAAGGGCACCGGUAACCCGUUACCAUCUGCUACCUUGCCCUUGAAACGACUGCAGGUGCAACAUCUCGAUCUCAUUUCUCACAUGGAAGGCUGGUCAAUGAACUUCUGCUUGAAGUAUCUCGCAUCCUCAGCUGCCAAACAAUCCGAUUCCGCAAUUGACGAGUUUCGUCAAUACCUCAUGGACGGAAUCGCCUCUCUCUCCAAAACACUCCCAGAGGAUAUGCGUGCAGCGGCGCGCUUUUCUGCUCGACCUCUCGUAACACCCUGCCGUACUGCAGGCCGAUUCUCAGAAGAAGACUUGAAGCCCCAACAAUGCACCCUCCUCUCAUUCUGUGUCGUCGGCACCCUUGACACACAGGUCCCCAAUUCCGACUUCACAUUCACUCCCUUCCGUCUUUUCCGCGUUCAGCAGCAAGUCAACGACAGCAUUGCCGACCGAGAUGGAUUCACCCGCGAGCUCAGUCAGGAGCUAUUCAUUACUGACGUUCGCUCCGGCUCAGUAGCGUCAGAAGCAGAUAUUCUGGCCACGACAAAGAACGCGUUCCUUCGCAUGUGGCCGUCUCGAAAGGCAUCUACUUCUGGAACAAUGAACUCUCAGGAAUCAUUAUUUGAGACCCCCACAGCCCUUGGUGAUAUCACAGUGCAGAAAGAGGUUCGUGUUGACGUUAGUCGGCUCAAUGAAAACGCAGCUCACAACCCCGUUGGCACACACGAUGCUAUCAUCGCGGCGGGUGACGAUGUCACCACCCCGACCACAUACGUGGAUGAACUGUACAGUCUUUGCUAUGAGCCAGGCAUCCGUCUCCGUCCGGACUCGACAUUACAACACAUGCAGCGCAAAUCCGAAUUGUGA